Messenger RNA from Rhododendron vialii, 1713 nucleotides. RefSeq names its product rust resistance kinase Lr10-like. Gene Ontology annotation, molecular function: protein kinase activity; ATP binding. Gene Ontology annotation, biological process: protein phosphorylation. Lineage: Eukaryota; Viridiplantae; Streptophyta; Magnoliopsida; Ericales; Ericaceae. The transcript is spliced from 3 exons. The record is from RefSeq and is a predicted model, not a curated record. The coding region runs from base 393 to 1538 and encodes 381 amino acids.
UUUACAAUCAGGUCCAAGGGGUGAGUCCGGUGGUUCCGGUAGAGGUACCGAGUGGGUGCAAGUACGUGAAUUUGCCUGUACUAGCUGUGAGCCAGAACCGGAAGGCGUUUUUAGACACCCCGAAUGUAACGAUACUCACUUAUUGGUUGGAAGAUGGGUUCCCCUUGCACUGGCCUGAUUUCGAAGAAUGUACGGGGUGUGAAAAGACGGGUGGACGGUGUGGGUACGACGGGAGCUCCAGAAGGAUAGUAUGCUUCUGUACGGGUCUCCAACCAAAUUUACAUGCCCUGGGCAGCUGUCUGCGCAAACCGAAGAAAUCAAAUAAAUGGAAGGUCAUUGCAGGUGCUGCAACUGGAAGCCUCUCUGCUCUGUUUCUUGUAGUUUUACCAGUCAUGUUCAAAUACAGACACAGAAUUUCAGCAAUCCUCAACCCAGCAGCAUAUGAUGGCGAGAAUCAUAUGACCGGAAUAGAAAUAAAUGCGAAGGAGUUUGUUAAGACCUAUCAAUCAACCUUAGUGACGAACUACUCAUACAGUGAUAUAAAGAAGAUGACUACCGGGUUCAAGGAAAAACUAGGGGAAGGCGGCUAUGGCACCGUCUACAAGGGAAGAUUGUCUGAUGGUCGGCUCAUUGCUGUAAAAUUGCUUGAGAAUUACAAAGACAAGGGCCAAAAUUUCCUUAAUGAAGUCACCACCAUCGGUAGGAUCCACCACGUUAAUGUCAUUCGUUUAUUGGGUUUCUGUUGGGAUGGCUCAAAGCAAGCUCUUAUUUACGAGUACAUGCCCAAUAAAUCACUAGGGGAUCAAAUGUUCCAAGGGGAAAGAAGCGUUUCAUUAGGAUUGGCGAAGUUGCUUGAAAUUGCAAUAGGAGUUGCACAUGGAAUAGAGUACUUGCACAACGGUUGCGACUCGCGAAUCUUGCAUCUUGACAUAAAGCCUCAAAAUGUGUUGCUGGACCAGAAUUUCAACCCCAAAAUCUCAGAUUUUGGAUUGGCAAAGGUGUAUUCUCGAAAUCGAAGUGCAAUUACGAUGACUGGAGCAAGAGGAACCAUUGGCUACAUCGCUCCAGAGAUAUUCUUGAGAAAUCUUGGGAAUCCUUCUCACAAAUCGGAUGUUUAUAGCUUUGGAAUGCUGCUGUUAGAGAUGAUUGGUGUGAGUAAGCGUGUCGAAGUCAAACCAGAUGUGAACACUUCUAGCAGCGAAGCGUACUUUCCUGGUUGGGUUUAUGACAGGUUGAUUGAAGAGAAGGAAAUGGAUCUUGAACGUGGAGAUUCUAUCGUGGGAGAGGAAGUGUUUAUAGCAAGGAAGAUGGUUAUGGUAGGCUUAUGGUGCAUCCAAAUGAAUCCUAAAGAUCGACCAUCCAUGACGCGAGUGGUGGAAAUGUUGUGCGGCGAUAUGGAAGCCAUAGAAAUGCCUCCGAAACCUCUCUUCUUUUCUCCUCCUCGUGUGCAUGUUGAGCAGGAGAUUACGUCCCUGGAGAGUGAGACUAGUGAAUUGCCCCUUACAAGUGAAGUGGUAGUCAGGAGCCAUGACAACUAAAAUCCUAGUGACAAAGAUGAAGUGGUCCACUGUUGUAAGGAUAUGUCCCCCUUUUUGAAGGAUGUCAAGAAUGGAGACGAGUAGAAGAUGGCGCUCGGUUUGUUCCAGUUCCAUUGAGGUGCACAUAUGCUAAUCGGGAGUCGGGACACCUAAGUUGUCCAAAUAAAAAAUAAAA